AUGCACUACCACUACAGCCAGAAGAAAAUCUCUGCCAAUUCCGAGCAGUAUAAGGCAGGCUUCUGCUUGUUCGUGACCACUCCAACAGGACACAAGUAUGAAGGAGUCAGAUUUGAAAAGGGAAACUGCAGAGUCAGCAUAAUGAGAAGCGGAGAGGCAAUGGAACAAGGUUUAUGAGACUGCUGUAGAUCAAUCCGCAUAGGAAAAAUCCUGAUACAGAGCGACGAGGAGACUCAAAGAGCGAAAGUGUACUAUGCGAAGUUUCCACCAGACAUUUACAGGAGAAAAGUUCUUCUUAUGUACCCAAUACUAAGUACUGGUAAUACUGUUAUUGAGGCUGUCAAAGUUCUUGUAGAACAUGGCGUACAACCAAGUGUCAUUAUCCUGCUAAGCCUAUUCUCCACACCUCACGGUUCCAAAUCUAUCAUCCAGGAAUUCCCAGAGAUCACCAUUUUAACUACAGAAGUUCAUCCUGUUGCACCAACACACUUUGGACAGAAGUAUUUUGGAACAGACUGACACACUCGGAACAAACGGAUGUGACUAUAGG
This is a messenger RNA of Gavia stellata (red-throated loon), 550 nucleotides long. Its product is annotated as uracil phosphoribosyltransferase homolog. The record is from RefSeq and is a predicted model, not a curated record. The transcript is spliced from 5 exons. Lineage: Eukaryota; Metazoa; Chordata; Aves; Gaviiformes; Gaviidae.